AUGGCCUCGGAUAGCGACAGCCAUUCAGCCGGAAAACAAAGAAAAUCUUUCUGGAUUCUGGUGGGCCGGUGGAGACGACACAGAUACGUCAAGGUUGCGAUUCCGCUGCUGUAUCUAGUUGCAUUCAUUUUGGUCUUGAGCAAGUUCCAGUAUAAGGGGGACACCCAUGCACUUGAAAGCUCGCGCUCGUUUUCGCUACCCUCCCUUGGAGCAAUUCUCAACAGAAAACAUGUCAAGCCAGAUGCCAAAAACAAGUUAAUGGAGGAAAACAGGCAGUCUCAAAACCAGCUUCUCGAAUUCCCCUACACGGCCGACGUGACCGUGUUACCCAACGCUCCCUACAAACACGCCAGAGAAACGUCAGAUAUGCGUGCGACACACGCAAUUUAUUUCGAGGCGAUCAACCGGCAUCUCGUCGAACUACAGCAGAAUCCCAAGGCGCAGAUCCCAGAAUUCGACUUCCAUUGGAAAGACUGGAUUGACAUGCACGAUCUCAUUCCUUUGCUGGAGCAGAAACCCAACUGCUUUGUUGCCGGAGUUUUAGGGUCCAACGUUAGAACUCCGUGGCCAGGAUGCAUAGAUGCGAAAAACAAGGACAGCAGCGAGCUGAACUUCUACUUUGAUUCACCCGCGUCGGACUACGAGUCCGCUUACCGCCUCAAUUUAAGGGGUAAGACCUACCUGGUUGAGGUGGCACCGCUGCCGAGAAAACUUAUUUUCCUUGCAGGAGAUCUUGCAUUUGUAGUCCAGGUGGCCGAAAAAAAGGAUGUGGUGAGGUCCGGACUGCUGGAAAGCUACAUCAAGUCGCAGAUGGCGCGGUACAACCAUACGUACCAACAGGUGAUCAGCUCGCCGAUUUCCGUUUUUGACUCAUUAGGAGAAAUUCGACAGACUCUGGGCAGAGACUUUGUGGAUGCCACCGCGCCGGGGUCGAACAAAACUGAGGUCUCAAUCGACGAGUUCGAGUUUCCAGCCAAUAAGAAGAAGACCAAGCUCGCCGGGGCCGCAUUCCACUACCAGGUGCUGCAUUAUCAUGAUAUUUUAUUGAGGAAAAAGGACGGAGGCGAGAGCAGAGAAAAAUACGAUUGGCGUUUUUUCAGUAAUCUCAUCGAGGACGAGGCCGAGAAACGGAGCACCUGGCACCAGCUUAUUCGUGGAUGGCUGCAAUUUUCGUCCAAUAUGGACAUCACCACCUGGCUGUCGCAGGAAGCUCUGCUGGGGUGGCACAGAAACGGACUGCUGAGUCCGUGGGAGGAAAGCGUCCACUUCGAGGUUCCUGCCAGGGACAUGAUCAGGCUCGCUGAGUCGUUCAACGGGUCGCUGGUGAUCCAGGACCCAAGAGACGGCACGGGAGUUUUUUACCUUGAUGUCAAUCCGUACUACAUGGAGCGGGCCCGAAAUAAUAACGGAGACGCGUCGCCGGAGUCGAUCGACCUCAAGUUCAUCGACAUCCGCACCGGACUGUAUUUGGAGGUUACCGGGCUGAUGAUCAGCAGCUACGGGCUGCCAAUCCCGGAGAACGCUAUGGAGAUGUUCAUCAACGAGGGGGACGUGCUUGAAGACCUCAAGGACGACAGAACAGUGGACGCGUCGAAACGCAAAAUCAUAAAUAGCGGAACCGGCUUCUUCUAUCACAUCGACCAAAUAAGCCCGCUCCGACGCACGUUGUUCGAAGGAAGACUCGCAAACGUGCCCAACCGCUUCAUUUCGAUUUUGGACAUGCUGUACAAGGACAUUAUCAAGACAAAAGAGUUCUAUGGCCACAAAUAUGUGGAUCAUCUCCGACUGUGGGUCCACAGCGACCAGUGCAAUUAUGUGCCGACCGAGGACAUUGACCUGUUCAAGAAAGGGGGAAGCAAUUUCAUUGGAGCGUGCCAUGAUUACAGCAUCUGGGGCGAGUAUAAUAGGACUAAGACUGCCACGCUGUUCACGCUACUGGAGGCUGAAAACGACUAUAACAUGGUGCUGAGCUCGAUCGACGAGCUACCGUUGUUAUACGACGACUACUGGAUCAGGAAGCGUGAAAAGUUCCUCAACCAGGCGUACGACAUCCCGCUUCGAUUGUAA
This is a messenger RNA of Ogataea haglerorum, 2067 nucleotides long. RefSeq lists its product as uncharacterized. The transcript has a single exon. Lineage: Eukaryota; Fungi; Ascomycota; Pichiomycetes; Pichiales; Pichiaceae. The record is from RefSeq and is a predicted model, not a curated record. Bases 1 to 2067 code for a protein of 688 amino acids.